CUUCCAAGUAGUUUCCCAACAAUCUUACAAAGCCAUCAUCAUCAUCAUCUCAAGGAGAGAAAUUAAACCUAAUUUCAGAGAGAGAGAGAGAGAUCUUAAUAAUACAAAAAAGAUGGGUAGAGCUCCAUGCUGUGACAAGGCUAACGUGAAGAAAGGACCUUGGUCUCCUGAAGAAGAUGCUACACUCAAAUCUUACAUUGAAACAAAUGGAACUGGAGGAAAUUGGAUUGCUCUUCCUCAAAAAAUUGGGCUCAAGAGAUGUGGAAAGAGUUGCAGACUUAGGUGGUUAAAUUACUUGAGACCUAAUAUCAAACAUGGUGGAUUUACUGAAGAAGAAGACAACAUCAUUUGCAGCCUUUACAUAAGCAUUGGAAGCAGGUGGUCCAUUAUUGCUGCUCAGUUACCUGGAAGAACAGACAAUGACAUAAAAAACUAUUGGAACACAAGAUUGAAGAAGAAAUUACUCGGAAAGCGAAAACAGUCGAAUAUAAACAACUGCUUGAUGAACCAAAAGGACACAAAUGGAAUAGAUGAGAAUUCUUAUUCAAAUUCAUUAAGUAGCUCAGCUCUUGAGAGACUUCAACUUCAUAUGCAACUUCAAAGCCUUCAAAACCCUUUGUCUUUUUACAAUAAUAACCCUGCUGCACUAGUUUGGCCAAAGUUGCAUCCUUCUCAAGAAAAAAUGAUCCAAAUUAGCCUUCAAAACUCUAAUAACAACCCUAUGAUGCAAAAUGCUUUCUCUUCACCACAGGUUGAUCUUUUGGAGAAUAUUAUUCCUUUGGAGAAUAAUAAUAACAAUUCAGUUACCUUCAAUGCUUCUGGAAAUAGUAGUAAUAAUAAUAAUUCAAUCAUGCAUUCAAGUGUUGCACCAAGAGGAGAAGCUGUUGAGAAGAGUACUAACAAUGAAGGAAUUCAGGAACUGGAAAGUGAACUAGAUGAAAUUCUCAACAACAGAAAUAUAAUUACUAUGGAAGAUGAAUAUCGUGUGGCUGAAUUUGAUUGUUUCAGAGAUAUGAAUAAUAAUGGUUCAAAGGAUCAAAACUUGAUAUGGUGGUCAAAUGAUUCAGGUGAUACUAAAUCAGGAUCCUCAAACUCAUGGGAUUCAACAACUAAUCUUAUGCAAGAAGGGAUGUUCCAAGAUUAUGAACUAGGUUAUGGUCUGUAGUACUAAAUUAAUCAUAUGUAUUUAACCUUCUGCUUUAUUCUAAUCUGUUGCCUUGUUUGAUCAUAAGGAUGAUGAGUUGUAACUGCUGCAGGUCUUGUAAACAAUGUCAUGAAUAUAUAUUAUAUAAUAAUGUACAUCGAUGCUUGAGUAA
Molecule: messenger RNA, 1316 nt
Organism: Medicago truncatula (barrel medic)
Lineage: Eukaryota; Viridiplantae; Streptophyta; Magnoliopsida; Fabales; Fabaceae
Product: transcription factor MYB36
Exons: 3
Coding region: 113-1165 (350 amino acids)
Source: RefSeq, a predicted model, not a curated record